This is a messenger RNA of Nicotiana tabacum (common tobacco), 825 nucleotides long. RefSeq lists its product as uncharacterized. The record is from RefSeq and is a predicted model, not a curated record. Lineage: Eukaryota; Viridiplantae; Streptophyta; Magnoliopsida; Solanales; Solanaceae.
AUGACUGAUACAAUAGAUCUUACUGUACCUCAAACUGGUUCCAGCAAUGGAGCUAACUUCGAUCCAAAUCACCCUUACUUCUUGCAUUCAUCAGAUGCUCCAGGAAUGAGUCUCGUGAAUGCAGCCUUCGAUGGAAGGGGUUUUCAAGGUUGGAGAAGGUCAGUUCUGAUUGCACUCUCAACAAAGAACAAACUGGGAUUUAUUGAUGGAACCCGUGCUCCUCCUGUUAUCACAUCUAAGGACUAUCAACCAUGGACUAGAUGCAACGAUAUGGUGACUUCUUGGUUGUUGAAUUCACUCUCCAAAGACAUUGGAGAUAGUGUCAUCUACUCCAGAUCUACAAGAGAACUCUGGAUCAGUCUGGAACACAGAUUUGGAAAAUCAAAUGAAGCAAAAUUGUAUCACUUGCGUAAGGAAUUAUCUUCUUUAGUUCAAGGAACAAAUGAUAUAGCAAGCUAUUUUACAAAACUCAAACGUUUAUGGGAUGAGCUAGACUCUCUAAUUUGUGAUGUAAAGUGUGUUUGUACUUGUGUAUGUUCUGGGAAGCAAAAGCUGGAAAAAUCCUUAGAAGAUGAGAGACUUAUACAGUUUCUCAUGGGACUAAAUGAUGUUUAUGGUCAGGCUAGGGGGAACAUUUUAAUGUUGAAUCCUCUACCUAGCAUAGAUCAUGCUUAUUCUCUAGUAUUACAGGAUGAGAGUCGGAGAGAGGUCUAUAUGAAUCCUCUUAUUUCUUCUGAUUCCUCAUCCUUCAUGGUGGGAAGUCAGGGAAGUUAUGCACUAAGAAAAAACAAGAAAAUGCAAAAGAACACACGGCACACUCAAUAA